This is a messenger RNA of Dissoconium aciculare CBS 342.82, 2283 nucleotides long. RefSeq names its product CTP synthase. The coding region runs from base 109 to 1848 and encodes 579 amino acids. The transcript is spliced from 3 exons. NCBI's taxonomy places the organism in Eukaryota, Fungi, Ascomycota, Dothideomycetes, Mycosphaerellales, Dissoconiaceae. Gene Ontology annotation, molecular function: CTP synthase activity; identical protein binding. Gene Ontology annotation, cellular component: cytoophidium; cytoplasm. Gene Ontology annotation, biological process: CTP biosynthetic process; pyrimidine nucleobase biosynthetic process. The record is from RefSeq and is a predicted model, not a curated record.
CGCAAAAUUCCUCUGCGCUCGACGGCUUCUUUUCUCUUCUUUUUUCUCUCCUUCCCCCCUCCUCUUUAUUGAGGUUGGCUGGCGCAAGGUUUCUCGAAUUCAGUCAAGAUGAAGUACGUUCUGGUCUCUGGAGGUGUUAUUAGCGGUGUGGGCAAGGGCAUUAUUGCUUCUUCCGCGGGUCUACUGCUCAAAACCCUUGGUCUCAAAGUCUCGAGUAUCAAGAUCGAUCCCUAUAUCAAUGUCGACGCUGGAUUAAUGAAUCCGCGCGAACACGGCGAAGUCUACGUGCUCGAUGACGGUGGAGAGGUCGAUCUCGACCUGGGAAACUAUGAGCGAUACCUCAACAUCACCCUGACCCGUCAGAAUAACAUCACCUUGGGCAAAAUUUAUGAAAAAGUUAUCUGGAAGGAGCGCAAUGGCAAAUACCUGGGCAAGACCGUCCAGGUCGUGCCGCAUGUCACCGACGAGAUUGCCGAUUGGAUCGAGCGAGUCGCCAAGGUGCCGGUGGAUGACAGUGGAGAAGAGCCGGAUGUGUGUAUCGUGGAGCUCGGAGGGACUGUCGGCGACAUCGAGAGCAUGGCUUUCGUGGAGGCUUUGUGCGAUUUGCGACGACGAUGUGGCAGAGACGAUCUGAUGCAGAUUCACGUCUCGUACGUGCCCGUGGUCCAUGGAGAGCAAAAGACAAAGCCUACACAGAUGGCCAUCAAGGCUGUGCGAUCUUCUGGUCUGAUCCCAGAUGUUGUCGCCUGUCGCUGUGAGAAACCGCUAGAGCAGGCUACCAUUGACAAGGUUGCUCGCUUCUGUCAAGUGCCGAAUGAGAGCGUCUUGGCUGUGCGUGACAUGCCGUCAACCUAUCAAGUGCCAAUUCUCCUUGAAGAGCAGAGUCUGGUCAAAUUGAUGACUGCCAACCUGCGGCUUGACGGUCUCAAUAUUUCACCUGCGUUGGUCGCCAAAGGUCAGGGCAUUUGGAACACAUGGAAGCAGCUCACCCUUGGGUUGGAACAUUUACACGAAGAAUUGGAGAUCGUGCUUGUUGGAAAAUACCUCGAUCAACCUGACGCGUACUGUUCCGUGGUCAAAUCUCUCGAGCACGCAGCCAUGUUCUGCCGUCGCAAACUCCGCGUCAAGAACGUCGACGCUGAAGCUCUCGAGCCCGCAACCAACAAAACCGAUCCAGCUGCAUUCCACAUGGCCUGGCACGACGUCUGCACUGCAUCGGGCAUCCUGGUCCCCGGCGGUUUCGGCGGACGCGGAACCGAAGGCAUGAUCGCCGCCGCCAAAUGGGCCCGCGAGAACAAGACUCCAUACCUGGGCGUCUGUCUGGGGAUGCAAAUUGCCGUAACGGAAUUCGCCCGCUCGGUCUGCAACAUCCCGCUCCCGCAAGCCAUCUCCUACGAAUUCGACGCCAACGACAAAGACCGUAUCAUCAUCGACAUGCCCGAGCACAACCCCGGCGAAAUGGGCGCCACCAUGCGUCUAGGCCUGAAACCCACCUUCUGGCAGCCCAACACCGAAUGGUCCAAACUCCGCGCCCUCUACGGCCUCCAGAACGAAUCCAUCAACGAACGUCAUCGCCACCGCUACGAGGUCAACCCGGCUUACAUCGAACAGCUCGAGUCUAAGGGUAUGACUUUCAUCGGCAAGGACCAAACCGGCGUCCGUAUGGAGAUCAUCGAAUUACCCGAUCAUCCCUGGUUCGUUGGUGUUCAAUUCCACCCGGAGUAUCUCUCGCGUGUGCUCUCCCCGUCCAAACCUUACCUCGGAUUUCUCGCCGCUAGUGCCGGCAUGUUGGAGGAGGUCACGAGGCGAUGCGCGGCGGAUCUGGCCAAGGUGGAGGGUCAGAAAUAGAGAGAGAAAGGGAGAGGAUCCUUUUCCAUUUUCCUUUGGCAUCCUUGUGGGAAUUCAUCUAUUCACGGGGCGUUUUUGGGACGAGUGUGUGAUCAACCGACAUGGGUUUCUGAUUUGAUCGUAGAAUGUAGAUAACAGAAUGAGGAGAAUUAUUAAGUGGAGUUGUUCUGCUCGAUUCUAGCUUUUAACCGUGUACAGUACAGCAUGCGCAUUUUCUCGGCUGGGGGUUUCGGAGCGAUCCAAAGGCCCGAAACUUUCACGAAUGAGUGUUGCUCCUCUGUGAUCAACGCCUUUCAGAGGGGAACGGUAAUACAGGAUUUAUACAGAGAAUCGAAGAAUAAAAUUGUACAUUCCUUGUCCGUCUGUCCACCACACGAAAGCAAGGCAGCGUCAUCGUCGUCGUGACCGAAACAUCAAAUCAAUGCCGCACCUCGG